This is a messenger RNA of Chelmon rostratus (copperband butterflyfish), 3238 nucleotides long. It is a transcript of the gene cyp51a1, whose product is annotated as lanosterol 14-alpha demethylase. Gene Ontology annotation, molecular function: iron ion binding; oxidoreductase activity, acting on paired donors, with incorporation or reduction of molecular oxygen; monooxygenase activity. Bases 1 to 1500 code for a protein of 499 amino acids. The transcript has 10 exons. NCBI's taxonomy places the organism in Eukaryota, Metazoa, Chordata, Actinopteri, Chaetodontiformes, Chaetodontidae. The record is from RefSeq and is a predicted model, not a curated record.
AUGUCGAUGCAUUUGUAUGAAAUGAGCAGCAAACUGCUCGAGGACACCGUCAUGAAAGUGAACGACAACCUGACCUCCGUGGCUCUGGCGGUGUCUGUCAUAACUCUGUUUGUGGGAUACAUCUCCAAGUCGAUGCUCAAACAGUCAGCUGACAAGGAUCUGCUAUACCCACCUCACAUACCCUCCAGCAUCCCCUUCCUGGGUCAUGCCAUUGCAUUUGGGAAAAGUCCCAUUGAAUUUCUUGAAAAUGCUUAUGAAAAAUACGGCCCUGUGUUCAGUUUCACCAUGGUGGGCAGUACAUUCACCUACCUGCUGGGCAGCGAAGCGGCCACGCUGAUGUUCAACAGCAAGAACGAAGACCUGAACGCAGAGGACGUCUACUCCAGACUGACCACUCCAGUGUUUGGCAAAGGUGUAGCCUAUGAUGUCCCGAACCCUAUAUUUCUGGAGCAAAAGAAGAUGUUGAAGACCGGACUGAACAUUGCUCGUUUUAAGGAACACGUGAAAAUCAUCGAGGCAGAGACCAUAGAGUAUUUUCAGAGAUGGGGAGACAGCGGGGAGAGAAACUUGUUUGAGGCUCUCUCUGAGCUGAUCAUCCUGACGGCCAGCAGCUGCCUGCACGGGAAGGAGAUCCGCAGCAUGCUGAAUGAGCGAGUGGCCCAGCUGUAUGCCGACCUGGACGGAGGAUUCAGUCACGCUGCCUGGCUCCUGCCCGGCUGGCUGCCCCUGCCCAGCUUCAGGAAAAGGGACAACGCUCACAGAGAGAUCAAGAACAUCUUCUUCAAGGUGAUUCAGAAGCGUAGGCAGUCUGGAGAGAAAGUGGACGACAUCUUGCAGACCCUCAUCGAUGCCACCUACAAAAACGGACGACCCCUGAACGAUAAUGAGAUUGCGGGCAUGCUGAUUGGUCUCCUGCUGGCGGGUCAGCACACGUCCUCCACCACCAGCGCCUGGAUGGGGUUCUUCCUGGCCAGAGACAAAGCUCUGCAGGAGCGCUGCUACGCCGAGCAGAGGGCUGCGUGCGGAGAAGAGCUGCCCCCACUCGACUUCGAUCAGCUGAAAGAUCUCAGCCUGUUGGAGCGCUGCUUGAAGGAGACCCUGCGUCUCCGCCCGCCCAUCAUGACCAUGAUGAGGAUGGCUCGCUCUCCUCAGACUGCGGCAGGAUACACCAUCCCUGUGGGCCACCAGGUCUGCGUCUCCCCGACUGUCAACCACCGUCUCUGCGACACCUGGAAGGAAAGGAUGGAGUUCAACCCUGACCGCUACCUCAACGACAACCCUGCUGCAGGGGAGAAGUUUGCCUAUGUCCCGUUUGGAGCUGGCCGCCACCGCUGCAUCGGGGAGAACUUUGCCUACGUCCAGAUCAAAACUAUCUGGUCCACUUUACUGCGCAUGUACGACUUUGACCUGGUGGACGGGUAUUUCCCCACAAUCAACUACACCACAAUGAUCCACACCCCUCACAACCCCGUCAUCAGAUACAAGAGGAGAAAACAGUGAGAGAGUGACGGGAAACACUGCAGGGAGCAAAGACACGAGGAAACGGUCAAACAUCCCGAGUGUUUGGAGUGAAGCUCGGGCUUCCUGGGACUUGAAUUUAGGAGCAUUUAGAUGGACGCACUUUGCUCUGACUCACUUUUUGUGCUUUUGUUUUCCUGAAUGACAACGAAAAUACAUGAAUUUUUGAGACUUGUGUUUCCAGAGGUGAUUAAGCUGACUGAGUGACUGGAACUCAGACGCUAAUGUUCACAAUGUGAAUUCUUCAGAGUAGAUAUCGUCAGCAAUACAGUGGCUUGAUAGCAGGGAAACAUUGUUGAGUGCUUCAUUCAUUCUUUGGGGUGUUUUAUUCAGUGGAAAACCAAGCUUAGGGUCUGUCAUCAUAUUCCAGAUGGGUGGGAGGAGGGCUAAAGGUUCUCUCACUGAUGCCUAAAAAACCCCAAAAUGUGGCCUUCAGAGUGAAAUUGCAACCUUUUUCCUUAAGACCCUUUUCUAUCAAUUAGUGAACUGACGACCCUUGACUGCUAUACUUUACAGAUAUUUCAUAUCAUAUUCAAUGCAUAAAAAUAACAGUACAGAACAACUGAUAAAUUAUACAAUUAACCCGAACAAAGAACACGAUAUCCGCAGGAAGUUUGUGUAAAAUGAGCGGAUUAUUUCCUGUAAAUCAUCACAGAUGUGUUGUCUCUCUUUGGUAUUUUUAGGAACUCUUUAGACAAUUCUUUGUAUUAUGUAUUUUUAUUAAUUUGUAACAAUCAUACAUACUUAAUAGGCAUCUUUUUUUGGCAAAUUCAGUGUUUUCUCCUCUCUGGUCGUUGGCCACUGUUCUAACAGCUCCUUGGUCUUUUUAACUUUUCUAAUGCAGGAUGAGACAGUGUGGCAGAGUGAAGGGUCUGUGAAUGUAGCUUGUGUUCAGGUCUUCACGGUGGCCUCAUCCUGUGUUUUUUUUUAAUCUUAAAUAACAAUCUAAACUUUAGAAAUAAGAGAAAUAGAGAGAAAUAGGUGUACUAUAUAUAUUUUUUUUUAAAUCAAGAAGGCCUUUGGCAGAAGCCCCAGGUUGGAACCAGUGCUUUAUUACAUUGAACACAUUGAAUAAAUAACAACAACAGUAAAACAGUAAAUAGCUGUGAUCCCCUGGUGCACAAAGAGUUUACGAAGCAGCUGUUUCCACACUGUCACAGUGGAUUUCUCAUUCACUUGCUUAGAGAAUACGUCCAAAAAAUAACCUUAAAAACACUAAAUAAUAAGGCCAUGGCUGCAAAUGCUGCCUUUCAGAUCAUCACCCAUGUGAGGAGAUGAAUAGAGGAGUAAACACUGAAUUAAGAUGCUUUUUAAAGGUGACCUGCACUAAUUACAAACACCUGGACCUCACUGACGAGCACCAGCUGAUCUUUUGUUUGAACAGCGAGUUACAUCUCAUGCACAAGCUGUGUUGUUGUUCAUCAGGAGCUCUGUGAAAUGUCUUCUCAUGACAGAAAAUAUUGUGCUCAUCAUAUCAUAUUUUUUUGUUUUGUGUUGUCCUUCAUGAUGUUUGUUCUUGUGUUGCAGGAAAAAAAACUGUUGACAAUGUUAAACAUUUCCAUUUGUGAUUUCUUCUUUCAGUAGAGACACUUUAAAAACUCCCACACACUGUCAACACUGGCAGAUCUAUUGAAUAACUAUGAUUCAGCAAAGCAACCUCCAUCACCUGCCUCUGAGAUCGCUUUAUCAUUGUCUUGGAAGAAUAAACUUUCAAAAUGUU